Molecule: messenger RNA, 1281 nt
Organism: Tetrapisispora phaffii CBS 4417
Lineage: Eukaryota; Fungi; Ascomycota; Saccharomycetes; Saccharomycetales; Saccharomycetaceae
Gene: ECM7
Product: Ecm7p
Exons: 1
Coding region: 1-1281 (426 amino acids)
Biological process (GO): fungal-type cell wall organization
Cellular component (GO): plasma membrane; cell cortex of cell tip
Source: RefSeq, a predicted model, not a curated record
AUGAACGUUAUAUUGAACGGUAUUCGUCAGUUUACCUACCAGGUGUCGCAUAAUAUAUCCACAUUUGAACGAACCAUCUUUGUUCUACGGCUGUUGACAUCUUUUUUAGGUUUAGCAUUUGGAUUAAUAACAAUUCUAUCAUCAACAAUUUCACCUUUGACAUUUUAUUUGUUUCGAUUUAACUUUUCGCUAACAAAUUUGAAAGAUGGUCUUGUCGAAUAUUUAGAAGGAUCUGUAAACAAUUCUGAUAGUUCGUUAUCAACAUCAGAAGUUCUUUUGCUCGGCAAAUAUGCAAAUACCCAAAUCCAGCAUGCACCAAGUUAUAUAGUCAUGUCUCUAAACCAAAUCUGUUACAUUACAUAUCCCGAGGUUAUUGGAUCAACAAAUUUCAAAGAGACAACAGUACUAUCAAACUGUGAAAGUAUUGACUUUUCAUUUAUUUUCAAUUAUAAACAGACCCUUUAUAAAUAUGGUCUUUCGAUUAUCCUUUUUUUUGCAUAUGGUGAUACAAAGUAUGACAUUGAGGAAUCAGAUCAGAACAAUACAUAUGCCAGGUUCCUAAGAAAUGCAUCGAACAAGAAAGAGAUUGCUUUUAUAUUUUUAGUGGUCACUAUAUUGCUCGAAUUUAUCGUGCUUCUUUUGACGCCAUAUUAUUACAGCAUUAAAAAUAAAACAAUCAAUGGCCUAAAAGAAGUUUUCAUUCUCCAUUCAAUCUCAACCCUCACUUUGAUAUCAUUAGCUACAGGAGCCACUGGAUGUGGAAUAUUUAGUUGGCUCUGUUGGGCACUUAAACUUAGAAUAGAGAAAGAAUUAGGAGGAUUUGGCUUAUCUAUCAAUCUGGGCAAGGCCUGGUUCAUAUGUCUUGGUAUUUUUACAGGAUCGGCGUCAUUAUCUGCGUUCUUUUGGUGUGGUCUUGAAUGGUGUGUCACUAAUAUCGAGACACCUGAUUAUGCAGAUACAAUCCAGAGUGAUAAACAAAAUAUUCUGGAUUACAAGCCAGGUGUUAUAACUAAUUUUAAUACGGAAACAUUUAGUAAUAUCGACAAAGACCAGAUUAAAUCAGAUACCCGUUUUAGAGGUUUUAGUAACUCUUCCACUUUUAAUAAAAACACAGACGUUUAUUUGGAGAGAAUCUCACAAGUAGAUGACAUAAAUUCUGAUACAAUCGAGAACAUUUUUGAAGACGAGGCAUUUGAACUAAACAGUCUUUCGAAAUCACUUAGUGAUGAGAGUACAUCAACCAGCAUAGAUCAUCCAAUAAGACCUUCUCGCUUAUUCUGA